Penicillium longicatenatum is the source of this 288-nucleotide messenger RNA. RefSeq lists its product as uncharacterized. The transcript is spliced from 2 exons. The record is from RefSeq and is a predicted model, not a curated record. Lineage: Eukaryota; Fungi; Ascomycota; Eurotiomycetes; Eurotiales; Aspergillaceae. The coding region runs from base 1 to 288 and encodes 95 amino acids.
AUGAGGGAUCCGUCUCCGUCCACCAAACCUCCAUCCGUCCUUCUCCGCUAUGAGGACAGUGAAUACAAGUGCCUAUCUACCACAGAUCCUCAAGACGGCUGCAGCUUACCAUCAUAUUUCUUGAAGAUUGAACCGAAACUCGCAACCUCGGAGCUGUCCAUGGCUGCUCAGGCCUUCGCAAUCUUUACCGUCACGCGCAACCUUGGCAAUGUUGCCAAUUCCGAACAACAUGCCAAUGAUGUUGGAAACAGCGGAGCUAGGAUCGUCCACAGUUUCAUAAACGGCUAA